AUGGACAUCGCCACCUGGAUGACCAACCACACGAGGUGGGCAGACUUCAUCCUGGUGGGACUCUUCAGUCAAUCCCAGCACCCAGCUCUGCUGUGUGUGGUCAUCUUCCUGGUUUUCCUCAUGGCCCUGUCUGGAAAUGCUCUCCUGGUCCUCCUGAUACACUCCAACACCCAGCUCCACACCCCCAUGUACUUCUUCAUCAGCCAGCUGUCCCUCAUGGACAUGAUGUACAUCUCCAUCACUGUGCCCAAGGUGCUUCUAGACCAGGUGCUGGGCGUGAGUACCAUCUCGGUCCCUGAAUGUGGGCUGCAGAUGUUCCUCUAUCUGACCUUAGGUGGUUCAGAACAUUUCCUUCUGGCAGCCAUGGCCUAUGACCGCUACGUGGCCAUCUGCCAUCCACUCCGUUACCCUGUCCUCGUUAACCGCAAGGUGUGUCUCCUCCUGGCAUCUGGGUGCUGGUUCCUGGGAUCAGUGGAUGGCUUCAUGCUGACUUCCGUCACCAUGACCUUCCCAUUCUGCAGAUCCCAGGAGAUCCAGCACUUCUUCUGUGAAGUCCCUGCCGUGAUGAAGCUCUCCUGCUCGGACACCUCACUCUACGAGACGCUCAUGUACCUGUGCUGUGUCCUCAUGCUCCUCAUCCCCGUGACAGUCAUCUCAGGCUCCUACUCCUGCAUCCUGCUCACCAUCCACAGGAUGAACUCAGCAGAGGGCAGGAGGAAGGCCCUGGCCACCUGCUCCUCACACAUGAUGGUGGUCACGCUCUUCUAUGGGGCUGCUGUCUACACCUACAUGCUCCCCAGCUCCUACCACACCCCACAGAAGGACAUGGUGGUGUCCGUCUUUUACACCAUACUCACUCCUGUGCUAAAUCCUUUAAUCUAUAGUCUUAGGAAUAAGGAUGUCAUGGGAGCCCUAAAGAAAAUGUUGAAUGCAGGACCAGUUUUUAAAGAAGCCACAACAUAG
Molecule: messenger RNA, 963 nt
Organism: Sciurus carolinensis (gray squirrel)
Lineage: Eukaryota; Metazoa; Chordata; Mammalia; Rodentia; Sciuridae
Product: olfactory receptor 2T29-like
Exons: 1
Coding region: 1-963 (320 amino acids)
Biological process (GO): G protein-coupled receptor signaling pathway
Cellular component (GO): membrane
Molecular function (GO): olfactory receptor activity; G protein-coupled receptor activity
Source: RefSeq, a predicted model, not a curated record